UCGAGUGUUAGGGCGACGAAUUCCGUGUUUGUUUACUUUCUUGCUGUAGCUUCGGCAAUGGAGCGUAGUCUGGUGUCUCGAGACAAAACUAUUGCUAAUAUCCAGGCUGCUCGUUGGAGAGAGAGAGAGGAUGCUGUGAUCAAGUCCGCCAUCGAGUUUCUCAUCGAGGGAGCUAAAUUGUCAAAGUACUGCCAAACACCGUCACGCAAAGAUCUGUCUCGUCGUCUGGAAAAGAUUCUCGAGCCCGCGCGGUACCAAACUUAUGCUCCUCAUUUCCCCCGAGGCGACGACUUUGGAGCGCUGGGAUUGUCAACUCUAAACUCGGGCCGUGAGAGGAAUUUCAACGAUGCGGAAAUCCAGACUUCAAGGAGUUUGGAAGGUGGUUUUACCGGCAAGGAGUCAGAUAACUCUCAAAGUUUGAGCGAAACUAAAGACGAGGUGGUGGCGGUGGUGCCAUUGCAGCAAUCCCAAAGCGGCAACAAUACUGCGUUCGAAAUGAAAAUGGACAAGCUCAUUACAGAGGUGGUCUCCAAGUGGCUGCAAUCUUCUUGUCCCUGAUCUAGCUCUCCAGAUAGGUUGCGACUGUACUCUCGAAACAACCAGCUCACAGAAAAUCUUGGUGGAUGGUGCGGGGCUAGUUCAGCUGUAAAGAAGGGAAUCUCUCAAAACAAUGACCCUCGAUCGUGCCAGUUGCAAGAGAGCAAGAACAAGUUAAGCUUCCAGUUUAAAUUUCGUUUUCUCUCCAUUUUUUUUCCCCUCGUUCUACUAAAGCGACACAAUGGCAGCCAGUACAAGAAGAAUCAGCAAGGAUGAAACACUCGAACAACCACAUGGUUUUUUUUAUCCCGCGAUCAAAGAAAAAAAGUAUAGCGAGAACCCAGUACGAAAGCCCAAGCCAGGAAAGCGAUCGAUCGAGGAUCGAGGUUUUAAAACUUAACCGUCACGGAUUUAAUGAUCCUUGGCACAUGGUUUCAUUAAAACCUCCAAGCUUAACCUGGAGCAAAGCGAGAUAUAAGAAUUCCUUCCUUAUCAUUGUGUGAAA
Selaginella moellendorffii is the source of this 1042-nucleotide messenger RNA. RefSeq lists its product as uncharacterized. Lineage: Eukaryota; Viridiplantae; Streptophyta; Lycopodiopsida; Selaginellales; Selaginellaceae. The record is from RefSeq and is a predicted model, not a curated record. The transcript has 5 exons. The coding region runs from base 58 to 558 and encodes 166 amino acids.